Leptinotarsa decemlineata (Colorado potato beetle) is the source of this 3247-nucleotide messenger RNA. RefSeq names its product ATP binding cassette subfamily D member Pmp70 (gene Pmp70). The record is from RefSeq and is a predicted model, not a curated record. NCBI's taxonomy places the organism in Eukaryota, Metazoa, Arthropoda, Insecta, Coleoptera, Chrysomelidae. Gene Ontology annotation, molecular function: ATP binding; ATP hydrolysis activity; ABC-type transporter activity. Gene Ontology annotation, cellular component: peroxisomal membrane. Gene Ontology annotation, biological process: very long-chain fatty acid catabolic process; peroxisome organization; long-chain fatty acid import into peroxisome.
GUCGAAUUGUGAUAUAAUAAUAUCUAAUUUAUAGUUUACGCACAUUUGAGAAAUACGAUCACGUGAAACAAAAUGAGCGAAUUGCGAAGUAGUAGGGGCAAAGUCUCAAGAAAUCGUGAAGCAAACCUAGCUUGUCAUGGUCAUGUCAGUUUAGUCUACACGCUAUAAUGUGAUAAUAUACAUGUAUUGGUACUUUCAUACAUGUAGUGCUCGUACUUGCCUCGUCACGGUGUAACUGCCUUUUAAAUAAUUUCUAUUUGGGAAAAGAUGCCAAAGUAAUGGCUCCAAACUACAGUAAAGUUUUCAACAAGAAUAAUGCCCUUGCUGGAGCAGGGGCAUUAACUGUUCUUUGGUUCAUCAUUUCAAGAAAAUACCAGAAAAAUUCGAAGUUAGAGAGAAAGAAAACUAAAAAAAAUUUGGAAGAGGAAGUGAAAUAUUUGAUUUCUGAAAAAGGAACAACACAAACAAAAGCCCAUUUGGAUAGAAAGUUUCUGGUCGAAUUAGGACAGUUAUUCAAAAUUGCUGUUCCGGGAUGGACCAGUGGGGAAUGUGGACUAUUUCUGUUGAUUGCAGCUAGUUUGAUAUCGAGAUCAAUGUGUGAUUUGUGGCUCAUAGAUAAUGGCACCAGAAUUGAAAAUGCCAUCAUUUCUAUGGAUAAGGAUCUGUUCAGAAAACGCCUCAUGACCUACUUCUUGGCGAUACCUAUAGUGUCUGUAGUGAACAAUGUUCUCAAAUACUCUAUAGGAGCUUUGAAAAUUCAACUAAGGACCAACAUGACUCGCAGACUUUACGAGGAAUAUCUCAAAAACUAUACCUAUUACAGGAUAACCAAUCUCGACAAUAGGAUAUCAAAUGCUGAUCAACUACUUACAACUGAUAUAGAUAAAUUUUGUGAAGGUAUUACAGAUUUGUAUUGUAACACUGCUAAACCUUUAUUAGAUAUAAGUAUCUACGUCUAUAAGUUAUCUACUACUAUGGGAGGCGGAACUCCUGGAUUAAUGUUAGGAUAUUUAUUUUUUUCUGGACUUCUGUUAACAAAUCUUCGUAAGCCAACAGCUAGACUUACUGCAAGCGAACAAAAACUGGAAGGGGAGUUCAGACACGUUAAUUCUAGACUCAUAACUCACUCAGAGGAAAUUGCAUUCUAUAACGGAAAUUUAAGGGAGAAAGCUACUCUUAUGGCUAGCUAUAAUAAGCUUUUGAACCAUCUCAGGAAGUUCCUAAGGUUUAAAGUGAUUAUGGGUGUAGUAGAUAAUAUUGUUGCAAAGUAUUUUGCUGGGGUUAUAGGUUUCUGGGCAGUCUCGCUACCCUUUUUGACUAAAGGUCAUGAGUUUACGACUUUUAAAACAAACGAACGAUCACGUGUAUAUUACACAUACGGUAGAAUGUUAGUCAAGCUAGCUGAGGCUAUUGGACGUUUGGUAUUAGCAGGAAGAGAUCUCACAAGACUUGCAGGUUUCACGUCAAGGGUAACUCAACUGCGCACAGUACUUGCCGAGUUGAAUGAUGGUAAGUACCAGCGAACCAUGGUCGCUGGUGCAGAGGAUUUAAAACCUAAUGGUGGGAAAUUGAUUUUCCGAAACAAUAUAAUCAAGUUUGAUAGAGUACCUCUUGUUACGCCUAACGGAGACGUUCUCAUCCCAGAAAUAACUCUUGAGAUAAAUUCGGGAAUGAAUGUACUAGUGUGUGGCCCUAAUGGAGCAGGCAAGUCUUCCUUAUUUAGAAUCUUGGGGGAAUUGUGGCCCUUAUUUGGAGGUGAGCUCACAAAACCACCGCGUGGUAAGCUCUUCUACAUUCCUCAACGGCCUUAUAUGACGCUAGGGUGUUUGCGAGAUCAGCUUACCUACCCUCAUUCUGGCAGUGAAGCAGCACGUAGAGGGACUACUGAUGACAAGUUGGAGGAAUAUUUGCGACGGGUACAGUUGGGAUAUAUUCUCGAAAGAGAGGGAGGUCUAGAUGCGGUGGCAGACUGGUUAGAUGUCCUAAGUGGUGGGGAAAAGCAAAGGAUAGCUAUGGCUAGGUUAUUCUAUCAUCAACCUCAAUUUGCAAUCUUGGAUGAAUGCACAAGUGCCGUUUCGGUUGAUGUUGAAGGUAGUAUGUACAAGUAUUGCAGAGAUGUAGGAAUAACAUUGUUGACUGUGUCACAUAGGAAAUCUUUAUGGCAGCAUCAUGAAUAUGUUUUACAUUUAGAUGGGAGGGGAGGGUAUUCCUUCAAACCAAUUGAAAAUUGUGAUGAACAAUUUGGUUCUUGAUUGGGAUUUAGUGAUUGUAAUUGUUAUUUAAAAAAGGGUGUACGAGUAAAAUGAGGUCUCUUCAAAACUGUUCAUAGGGUUUUGUUAUGUUCCUUUUAAAGAUAUAUUUUUAUACAAAAUUUUCCAGAAAUUGUAUUAUGGUGAAUUUCGAAAUGUUACUUCGAAUUUUAUAUCUUUAAGAUAUUUUCAUUAGAAAAAGGUGCGGGGUACCCUCAUAAUUCAAUUGAACUGGUGACAGUCUUCCUUUAGCAGCUCUGUAUUGCGAAACUUACCUCUAAAAAUUGAAUUGAACAGUGUUGAUGUUUCAAAAUAUAUUGUUCUUGCCAAUAUAAAUUAUAUUUUGUUUCAUCAAAAAGGGUUUUGAUUUAAGUCUUCAUUCGUUAUGACAUCUAAUUUUUUAUAGCUUUAUAAUAUUCAUACUAAAUCCUGAAAUUACCGAUCUAGGUUCUAACAAUUAUUAGAAUCAAAUAAUUGGAUGUUUUAAAUAUGAAUAUCAAUCCUUUUGAGAUAUUUAAAGUUUUAUUGACCUUUGAAGGAUAUUUUAAUUUCAAAUUAUGGCUGAUUCGUACACCAAACUUUUACUUUAUCUUUUACACACUCUUAAGUAAAAGUACAGUGAAUGAAGGCUUCCAUUGAUUUACAUUGUGAAAACUUUCUCAAACUAAAAGUAACAAAGUUGAAGUAUUAUGUGUAUGAGUCAACCAUAAUCCAAUCUACUUUUCUGUGGUAGCGGCAGUUGGAGGUAUUUUUGAUGUUCCACUUUUCAAUGUUUAACCAACUUGAAUAUCUUCUAUUCUAAGUACUUAACUUUUGAAGUGUCAUACCAAAAUAUCCGAAAUUAUUGAACUCUUAAUUCUGUCCAGGAGCAAAACAUUAUAUUUGUUUUUGAGAAAGAAAAUGUUGGCUUUCUAUUUCUCCAUCUUCAUACAAAAAACGAGGGAAACUUCCAAAACAAGGCAAAGAGUAAUUCAUUUUAAAAUAAACUGUUUACAAAG